Messenger RNA from Alternaria rosae, 1178 nucleotides. RefSeq lists its product as uncharacterized. The record is from RefSeq and is a predicted model, not a curated record. The coding region runs from base 1 to 1137 and encodes 378 amino acids. NCBI's taxonomy places the organism in Eukaryota, Fungi, Ascomycota, Dothideomycetes, Pleosporales, Pleosporaceae. The transcript has a single exon.
AUGACUAGUCAAAUCUUACUCAGCAAUACCCUAUGCCUACGAUAUGAUGAAGAAGACUUGGAACACCAUAAGAUAUUGCAGGUGAACCGCAAAAGACUUUGGGACUUAGGUCGCAUGGUAAUCACGACUUUCGAGACAGAGCGCUCGAUGACUCUCUUUUGUGAUGGUCUCGCCACUACCACGGGGGACCUGGAUCUCCUAACGGCAUUGAGAUCUGGGUUAUUCGAACUAGUGAAGUCUGACAAGGACAAUGCAAGUGUGGUGCAGCUACCACCUGCCACGCCGCCUCAGAUAGGCCAGCGCAAUAUACCACCCAAACCAUCGCCGCAGCAUCGGCAAGCAUCAGUCGUCGUAUUCACUGAUGCCACACAUGCUGCAUGGAAAGAGGUAUUGCAGCCUGGCCAUACCUACGGUUUGCGGUUGUCUGAGAGCAGCGGCGAAGCGUUUGCAUGUUACAUGGAUGAGAUCGAUGAUCGACCCGAGAACCUGCUACCAGCGCAGAAGCUGCCCGUUGGACGUGAAGGUGGCACAUACUAUUUCACCGUCCACGACGAUCCAGCGCCCCCGCGAAUCUUCGCCAGGCUGGAGAUGCCCAGCAAAGCUCAUCUUCAUAGUCCAAUCCCCUUCACUCUCGUCAUCGAAUACACGACCGACAGUCCCGAGCCUCUCGUGUUCGAUAAAUCACGCUCCUCACUUUCGGUCACGAGACUCUGUUCUGGAGACUUGAACUGUGUUGACGAAUUAAUCGAUUGUCGAGACAAUGAGAGCGGGGAGGAGGUUGAAUGGAAUGCCGUUUUCGCGUGCUGGGAUGGUGAUCCUCAUCCAAAGUUCCCAGAUGAUGACGAUUUCGUGGAGAUCUCAGCGGACAGGCCAUGGCGCUUCGAAUGUACGUUGGAGAACCUAGACAACGAGAAGGGAUGUAUUCGCAGUAUGGAAGGGCUGGAGACUGGUCGCACGUAUAAGGCUCGGGUUGAUGGGCCUGGAGGCUUUAGCCGGUGGCAGUACGGAAAGAAAGAGGAGCUCUUGACCGGGUCGCAAGAAGACAAGGUGAAGAGGUGGGAGGUAAACAUGGAGAAGCUGGGUUACUUGGACGUCGAAAGGUCUGAGGAGGACGUCUAUUUUGAGACUGUUACAUGAGUAAGCGAUAACUUUCCUUGCGAUAUACAAUGAUUCUUUGG